Messenger RNA from Penicillium samsonianum, 1254 nucleotides. Its product is annotated as Dor1-like family protein. Bases 1 to 1254 code for a protein of 417 amino acids. The record is from RefSeq and is a predicted model, not a curated record. The transcript has a single exon. Gene Ontology annotation, cellular component: COG complex. Gene Ontology annotation, biological process: cytoplasm to vacuole targeting by the Cvt pathway; intra-Golgi vesicle-mediated transport. NCBI's taxonomy places the organism in Eukaryota, Fungi, Ascomycota, Eurotiomycetes, Eurotiales, Aspergillaceae.
AUGGCCGACUUGCUGGAGCUACUCGCUCCACAUCUAGAUCCCACUCAAUCGCACGAUGUAACUACCGACAAAUAUCUCACUCGCCUCUCAACCUUGACGCUUGAAGCUCUCCAGACCACAGAACCCCCUUCGCUCGCCCAAUCCUCCCACUCAACCCUUCUAUCCCUCCAAGCCCUAUCGAACCGUUCGCACCGGGCAUUUGUCACCUCUGCCGAUAAUUUGUCCACACUAUGUACAUCUGUUCCACAGUUGACCCGCGAGGCGCAACAGCUACGCGAUGCUAUCCCCAAACUCGACGAGGAGGCCGUUGGGUUCUCCACCAAAUACAGUAAAAUCACAGACAAUGCCGCCCUAGAACGACGGAAGAAAGCGAUGCAGCUAUCUCGCAAUGUCGAUCGAUUGUCAGAUAUCUUGGAACUACCAAGUCUGCUGUCCAAAGCCGUCUCCGCGGCCUCAGUCAACUCCGGUACCGGUGUCUCCUCUACAACCUACUCCUCUGCACUCGACCUGCAUGCACAUAUCAAGCGACUACAAACAUUAUACCCCGAAUCACCAUUGAUUCAAGAUGUUGCAUCCCAGGCCGAGGAUGCUAUGAAGGACAUGACAAGUAAUCUGAUCACGGGGCUCCGAACCCAGAGCCUGCGGCUAGCAGCUGGUAUCCGAACUGUGGGUUGGCUGCGGCGAGUAGCCCCGGAUUUAGAUAUGAUUCAGAGUGAUGGGGCGGUCGGGACAGGAGAAGGCGCUCUUGGGGCCAUCUUCCUGGUCUGCAGACUAGCGCAUUUGGUAUCGACGCUUGAAGCUCUGGAUCCCCUCCGCGAGCUCGCGGACCAAGAAACCCAACGGAGACUCGGAGGCAAGGACAAAUCAGACACAACCUCGUGGUCCGGCGGUCAGCAGACUGAUCGCUACUUAAAAAGAUACAUUGAGAUCUUCCGUGAGCAGAGCUUUGCAAUUGUCUCGCUAUACAAGAACAUUUUUAACUCUGAGCAAUCCGAAUCCGAGUUUGCCAUAUCAGGUUUACGAGGUGCAGACGCCCACUCCAAGGCCAAGUCAAAGCCAGCACACUCAGCUGACCCCUUGCAACGCCUCCCCCGGCUUUGGCUACUUUCCCAAUGCAUCUCGUGCAAUUGCUCGCGGAUACAAUGCGUUCCUAUCUUCCCAACGUCCGAGAUCGGAGUUCGAGGGAAAGCCUUCUCACCCAGCUUCUGUACUGUGCUGCAAGUCUUGGUCGCCUUGGCGGUGACUUUGGCAUGA